AUGUUGCUCAACGGUGGCAUGCCUGGCAUAGCUGUAGUGGGGAUCUCGGUAGAAUUGCCAAGUGGGACAUAUUCAAACAAUAAUUUUGAUCACAAUGCAUUUUACGAAUUCCUCCUCAACGGAGGAGAGGCGUACGAAUCAAUGCCAUCUGAUCGACUCAACGUCGAAUCAUGGACCGGUAACGGUUUGGGACAAAUCAAGGGUUGUCAUGGCUCGUUCCUCAAGGAUAUCAACAUGUUCGACAACGUCGAGUUUGGUGUCUCGUCCCGCGACGCUAGAGCAAUGGCACCCGCCACGAGAAAACUGAUUGAGAACUCCUUCCUCGCGCUCCGUGAUUCGGGAAUAGAUUAUAGAAUGAAGAAUAUUGGCUGCUUCACAUCAGGAACUAGUAUCGAUCUUGGGACUGUAACAGAUGUGGACGAAUAUGAGGCGAAAGGCUCUCUUGCAGGAUCACCUUCCAUGCUGGCCAAUCGGGUUUCGUAUCACCUCGAUCUUCUUGGCGCAUCCAUCUCGAUAGAUACGGCAUGCAGCUCCACUGCUACAGCUCUGCAUCUUGCGGUCCAGGCCGUGACAUGUAAUGAAUGCGAAGCUGCUAUAGUCGCCGGCUGCCAGCUCAACCACCGGUUCAUGGAAUGGUUUUCAUAUAGCCAAGCAUCGAUCCUCGCAAAGGACGGUAGAUGCAAGCCGUUCGACUCAGAAGCGGAUGGGUUCGUCCGAGCGGAAGGAUGCUGCGCAAUCGUCAUCAAGUCUCUCCACGAUGCACUGAGAGAUCAUGAUCGAAUAUAUGCUACAAUACUCGGGACAGCGAUCAACUCGACAGGAGCCAGUGCGCCACCAAACGCGCCGGUUGGAGACGCACAGCGUGAAGCUAUGAUACAGGCAUUUGCACGCGCGGGAAGGAAGCCACAAGAAGUUGACUACAUCGAGUUGCAUGCAACGGGCACUGCAAAGGGCGACCCUAUCGAAGCUAAUUGGGUUGGAGAGGAAUUUCAGCGCGAUGACGACCUACUCGUAGGUAGCGUGAAAGGAAACAUCGGUCAUACAGAAAUUGUAUCCCUUCUCGCGUCCAUGUCGAAAGUCAUUUCGACGUUACAGCAUGGAUUGAUACCGCCCAACAUUAAUAUUCGGACACUUAAUCCAUCAAUAGCCUGGGAUCGCCAUCGGCUGCAUGUCCCGCGCUCUCCGAUAUGUUUGCCUUGUCGUUCUGGACACAGGUCUUUGAUAGCUAUGGCUAGCUCUGGGAUAGGUGGCACCAAUGCCCACGUAGUGCUGGAAGGGCCACCGCCCUUGCACUCCAUGGGCAGCGCCGAGUCGCUGGAUGUCAUGACGCCUGUCCUACUCUUGGCCGGCGGCCUAUCGGCCCGGAGUGCUUCGUCAAAUGCGUCAGCGAUAGCGGACAUGGUGGCUGAUGGCAGGGCGGACUUGUCCGUGCUGUCGACUGUGCUCGGUCGCACGGCAAGACAAAUGACUUGGAGGUCAUAUGCAAUCGCCACCCCUGAUGCAGACAAUUCUCUCCAGUUUUCACUGCCCCAAUAUUCCCUACACGCUUCAAACUCUGAUCCGAUCGUCUUUGUUUUCUCUGGACAAGGCCCUCAACACUAUGACAUGGGAAAGCAUCUCUUCAAAGCGUUUCCCGCAUUCCGAGACAGCAUCCUCGAGAUGGAUGCAGUCUUCAGAAAUGUCACGACAACAUCAGUUAUUGAGGACUAUGGCCUGUUCGGCGGAAACCACCAUACAGACUUGGGAGAAACGUGGCCGAUAUCGGUGAUUCUCCCCUCGAUCGCAAUGUUCCAGAUAGCCUUGUUCGACCUCUUGAUCAGUCUGGGGGUCAAACCGAACAUUCUAAUUGGUCACUCUGCGGGCGAGACAGCCAUUCUUUACGCGUCCGGAGCCGCUUCAAAAGCAAUGGCCGUCGAAUUGGCCAUUUUACGAGGUGUGGCAUUCUCGUCAAUUGAGAGUGAGAGUGGAACGAUGGCAGCGUUGGCAUGUGGGCCCGAGGAUGCAAUAGCCCUUUUGGACGCCGUCCGUGCCGAAGGUAUCCCAGGCACUGUGGAGAUCGCGUGCUAUAACUCGCCUUCUGCAGUAGCUAUUGCAGGGCACGAUUCCGCCGUGGAUGCAGCUGUAACCUUUGCCCAGCGACGUGGCGUCUUUGCCCGUAAGAUCAGGACGCGUGUACCGAUCCAUUCCUCAAUCAUGGAGCUUUGUCGGAAACAAUACGUUGAAAGUCUGAACGAUUUGUUCUAUCGCUAUCCCGGCGCACAUGUACCCAUUAUUCCAACCUAUUCAACGCUUACGGGGAGGUACUUCGAGGGUCCGUACAAUGCUGAGUACUUCUGGCAAGCUACUCGCUUUCCUGUCCGCUUCACAAACGCUAUCCAAGCCAUAUGUGGCUCUGCGUCGUCGACGUUUGUCGAAAUUGCGCCACAUCCUGUUCUCGCGUCGUAUAUGUCAUCGAUGGUCGACAACGAGAGCGUCGUGCUAUCUUCGAUUCGCCGGCCCAAAUCUGGUGACAUUCUGUCCGAACAUCACAACCUCCUCGAGCUAUUCGGCAAGCUGACUGCUGCGGGGUACAAAUGUGUAGAUUUUACCCGCUUGAACCAGCGCGCAUGCUACGAAGCUGCGGUUUCCCUCCCCCCGUACCCGUUUGUGAAGAAAGAGUUUCCCUUAUACCCGGAUACGUUUGGCUACGAAAAGCAGAUGGCGCCGCAUAACGGACCGCUGAAUCACCCGUAUCUGAGGAUCAAUUGCGAUACCCACCCAAUGGUAGGCGAGCAUAUUAUUCGAGGAGAGCCGAUAAUGCCCGCGGCAGGGUUUGUGGAGAUGGCGUUGGAAUAUGGCGCUACGACACUGAUGAAUGUCAGCUUUCGAGCGAUGUUAUCUCUAUCAUCGGAGAUCCCGGUCAAACUCAGUAUUCACCGUGACGGCGCAUAUUGGUCCAUCAAAUCGGCGACGUCCUCGGGGAGCAGUGUGAACGGGAAAGAGCGAUUGCACGCAGAUGGCUAUCUGUCAUGUGAAGACCCCUUGCCCGGCGAAAAGUUGGACAUUGUGGCCAUCCGACGCAGGUGCCCGAAUUUUGUCGGUUCAUCGUUCUAUGAAGAAUUGUCGUAUUUUUCGUCGUAUGGGCCUUCACUCCAACGGGUGACGAACGCAUAUUACAGUUACGGAGAAGCGCUUGUCUCGAUUAGGGGAUUAGAUGAGACACUGAUAGAGCAAAAUUACAUCUUACAUCCAGCGAUAUUGGACGCCUGUAUCCACAUCACAGCGUACAAACCCUUCCAUGGCAACCACGAUCCUAACGGGUACUAUCUACCAGCUGAAAUCGGCGCUCUAUAUAUUCAUCUGCCACAUCAACCGUCGUACUUUCCAAAACAUAUCUACGAACAUGUUGUGGUGAGAGGCUGGACACCAACUUCGAUGAUCUACGAUAUGGUUCUUGCUGAUGACAGCGGGACGCGGUUGUGCACUCUGUUGGGUGUCAAAGUUGCCAGACACCGCAUGCAAGCUUUGCGCGAAGUUUCUCGCCCGCUGAUGGUUGUGCCUCAAGUUGUCGAUCGGCUACUUGUGCAAACACACACAGGCUCUGCAUUGCAGAUUCCCAGCGUUCUCAAGUCGUCCUCGAGCGUACAGACGAGAGAAUAUGUGGAGUCACAGCUUUAUGCGAAUGCGAGGGUGGGGUUUGGCCCCUUCACACCACAAAAAGCCGUCUCUCCGAUGAUCACACAGUCAGCGCUCGAAAUGAGCCAUUUUGGCAUUCAGUCCUGCCUGGAGGAUAUGGCGUCUGAUGGCCGGUCACGCGUGGUGAGAAUGUUACUGCUAACUAACCUGUCGCAUUUGCCCGCCGUUGUGGCUGAAGUCCUAAAUCAAUACCCAAGCCUGUUCGUUGAGAUGCACAUCGUUGGGAACAUUUCGCGCGAGGCCCUUCGACUUCAGUGCCACAACUGUACAGUUGUUUCCGCGUGGGGCUUAAACGAUUGGAUGGAGUCGCUCGAUGAGGACACCGAGCUCUUUGAUCUUGCCAUUGCAUCAUACCCUGUGGGAGCAGAACAGCCCAAACUAGAUGCAACCAUUAUUCGUUGUGUACGCCACCUUCGACCGCACGGUAUCCUCACGCUGACGGUAUUGGAUCAUGUCGCGUGUAUCCCGGGUUCUACGGAUUCUGGAGGUAACAAUGUUCACAUGCCCGUCGUCAUGGCUUUCACAGACAUUAUGAAACGCGUUGGGCUGGUGGUCCUUUUUGCUCAAUACGACGAUACAGAGCACUCCUCACUCGUGACUCUCAAGUGCAUCAAGGCAUUCAACCCUCAGCCGUAUCUCGUCUCGCAUAAUCGCAAGAUUUGUCACUAUAGACUCGGAGAUGAGGAUCACCUGCAGAGCGACCUCCGCGAGGUAGACCCUUCCUCUGAGUCUGAUGUCUGGAUCCUGGCCGAACAAGGCCAGCAUUCUGCCUCUGCCACAGGGCUGGCUCGCGCUCUACGCCGCGAAUACCCACUAUGGUCCAUCCAUUUGAUCGCCUUCCCGUCGUCGUUCACGACAGACAUGCAACAUGAGGCCCUGAUUCAAAUCCCCAGCCAUCUCAAAGAAGAGCCAGAGAUCAUGGUCUCUUCUGACGGCAUAUUGUCUGUUCCUCGCUUGCUCCCGUUGUCACACUGUGACAUCAAUGGCCCCUCGUCCGCACGUGCUCUAAUUGACAUCGUUCCCCAGGGCUGUGUGCUCGUGCAUGUACUGUCGGCGACCUCUGACGGCGGUGUCGUGGGAGUCGUUGGUUCAGUCAUUAAGGACAGCACAGGGACACUGGAGCAGGACUCUUGCCUAGUCGGCCUGACUGACUGUCUUCGUGGCCAGCGUGCUACACUGGAGGUCGAUGCAUUGCGUCCUGUAUCUUCACGCCUUGCUCAGUGCUCCGCUUCGCUUUCUGCCCUUCUACCCGGCCUUCUCACUGCUAUUCUGGCUCCUGGACUCAGUGCCUUCAGACAGUCCACACGUCUUCAAUCAUCAUCUAUCCUUCUUACGCAUUCUGAUGCGCUCGUUGGGUCGACCGUCAAGAGAUUCUACUUGUCAAAAGGGAUCAACUUCACCGAAGUCAUCUCCGAUAUCAGCUUGCGUGACCUUGCCCGGUUGGGCCACGGGCGGUUUGACCUCAUCAUCUCUGGAUACGAGGACAAAUGCUCUAUCCAACUGGCCGAAACAUUGCUGCAUCGGACGAGGGGAAGGCUAUUUGCUUGGCACGACGAGCGUACGGGCCUUCCUGAUUUCCUUCAUCGAGAUCCUCUGGCAAUUAGAGAUGCUCUUGAGCUGGCGAUGUCGUUCCUGGAAACCAACCCUGACUUCUUGUGUGCGGAAAUCCUCAACAAGGAACCCUUGAUUCCUCAUGUCGCUCAGGCUCCAGAGACGAUCCAGCGUCAUGUCGUCUUUCGCGCAGACAAAUCGUAUCUCAUCCUUGGUGGUAUAGGGAGUCUUGGCGCACGGAUUGCGCUCUUGAUGUAUCAGAGAGGCGCUCGUCAUGUCAUCGUCACAUCCCGUCGGGGAGAGGAUGGUCUCUCUAACAACGGAGACAUCCUCGCGAGGCGCAUAUUCGAACAUUUGCGAAGCAUUGAAGACUUCCAUCUUGAAGUGCAUGCAGUAGAUGCCACCUCUACGGUGGGAAUGCAAGCUCUCACACGAGGCCUCACCGCCCCAUUAGGCGGCUGCAUGAUCUUGACGGCUGUUCUUGCGGAUCGCGCAUUCCAGAACCUCACUAGGGAGGAUUACUCCGGCGUAUUCGCCGCGAAACUGAAUGUUCUCUCUGCUCUUCGAGACACGGUUGAUAUUGCGAGUAUGGACUUUUUGAUAGCGUUCUCGUCCGUAUCUGGGCUGUUUGGGGUUGGCGGUCAGACUAACUAUGGCGCUGCAAACAUGGCGUUGGAGCAGGCAAUUUCUCUGAUUCCGAACGCAUUCUCUUUCGUGUGCCCGGGAAUAUUAGAUUCAUCAAUGUUGCUUGUAGGUCAAGCUAAUGCACAAGCAACCAUCUUCAGCCAUUUCCUAGAGUGGUCUAUUUCUGCGGAAGAAAUGAUCAUAUGGCUUGAAGAUGCUCUAUUUCGAUUCCAGAGCGGGCAGAGGUUUGUUCAUUAUAUCCCAGAUCUAGAUUGGGAAUCAUUGGACAGGACCUUCGGCAUGCCGAAGCUAGGAAGACAUCUCGUCCCUAUGAAAGUCGCACAGAAAAUAUCUGUUGAAGACAACGUGGACAGGCUUGCCGACACGGUUAGAAUCGUCCUUAACGUUUCCAUUGCAGACAUUUCACCAAAUACCCCAUUGACUACCUACGGUAUCGAUUCCCUCUCUGCGGCCAGGCUAUCGUAUGCACUGCGGCCCAUUCUAGAUAUAUCGCAACUCCAGCUUCUGGCUGACGUAUCGUUGAACGAUCUCCGACAUAAAAUGGCGGCCUCUCAUCAUGAUACGUCGCUAAGCGUUGUUGGGGAGUCGUUCAAGGCACCCAGUAAAGACGACGAGAUGCGGGAGCUGCUUGAAAAAUAUAUAGUCACAGCACUCGAGGAACCGGUAUUGCAAGAGGUCGCUUCAGACCGCGUUGUCCUACUGACUGGAAGCACCGGUGGACUUGGAUCCCAUCUCUUGGCCGAGCUGCUUGGUCGAAACGACAUCAAGCGAAUCUAUGCGCUCAACAGGAAGACUCGAGGCGAAUUUGGAUUGCGCCACAGACAGCGCGAGAGUUUGGUCUUCCAAGGACUUUCCGUCGAUGUACUGGAAUCGCCCAAGUUAAUCCUGAUUGAGAGUGAUUUCGAUGCCGAAGACCUGGGGCUGGAUGAAGCGUCUAUGCUCAAUAUAUCUUCUACUGUUACUCAUAUAAUACAUAAUGCAUGGAAAUUGGACUUUUAUGCCCCGUUAACAGAAUUUGAAGGCUUGAUUAGAGGCACUCAGGCACUCAUCAAGAUGGCCCUGCGCUCCCCGCACUUCCAAAUCCUCUCUUUCAUCAGCACCAUCGGAGUUUGCCAAGAUUCAGCUGUCAAUCCAGCACCUGAAGCAGCCAUCUUGGAUGCAAAAGCCGCAGUACAAAAUGGCUACCUUGAAUCCAAAUGGAUAGCAGAAAGACUGGUACAACUUGCUGCACAGAUGACACGCCUCAAGACUAAUGUUAUUCGAGUGGGGUUGCUGACGGGCAGCGCCAGUGGCUCAUGGGACACCAGACACUGGUUCCCGGCUCUCGUCCAGUCAGCAACAUACGAUGUAUCGUGGCUGACGACUCCACUCGCUGCGGCUGCUAUAGUGGACAUGUGCAACGUUCCGAAUGAGACGUUGCACAUCAUUCAUCCCCGACCAGUGAAAUGGGCGACUAUCAUAGAGCCUUUGGCAUCGAGGCUCAAGGUGCCCCUUGUGCCUUACGACGAGUGGUUCGCACGACUGGAGAAUAUUGGUAUUUCCGGCUUAUCUGCCUCCAAGCCCUCGGGCGGUCGUGACCGCGAGGCUGAUGACAGAAUCGCGCUCAGGCUGCUGCAAUUCUUUCGCAAGGGAUGUGACCACGUGGGCUCUCAUACCUCGCACAUGGAGAGCAAGGGAUUUCUCCCUCCUGUACAGUCGCAGAAGGGUCGGACUGCGUCGCCAGCGCUCUCCGGUUCUGACGUUGUACAGCUGAGUUCACACGACGUGGAUAGAUGGGUGGGUACUUGGAAAAGCAUCGGAUUCCUCCCGCAAUAA
Messenger RNA from Fibroporia radiculosa, 7686 nucleotides. RefSeq lists its product as uncharacterized. Bases 1 to 7686 code for a protein of 2561 amino acids. The transcript has 25 exons. Gene Ontology annotation, biological process: fatty acid biosynthetic process. The record is from RefSeq and is a predicted model, not a curated record. Lineage: Eukaryota; Fungi; Basidiomycota; Agaricomycetes; Polyporales; Fibroporiaceae. Gene Ontology annotation, molecular function: fatty acid synthase activity.